AUGAUCAUUAAGCACAACAUUCCAGAGGUUUUUAGGGGUACUAUAUCGGAAGAAAUAACUAAUGCCAAAGAUUUCCUUGUUGAGAUUGAAAAGCACUUUAAGAAAAACGAUAACGUGGAAACAAUUACUCUUCUUCAGAACUUGAUUUCCAUGAAGUAUCAAUGCAAAGGAAAUAUAAGGGAAUACAUUAUGAGCAUGUCAAAUAUUAUUUCAAAACUUAAGGCACUAAAGCUUGAGCUGACUGAAGAUUUGCUCAUUCAUUUAAUAUUACUUUCUCUUCCUUCAAAGUUUGGUCAAUUUAAGAUAUCUUAUAACUAUCAGAAGGAGAAAUGGUCUCUUAAUGAGUUCAUUUCAUUUUGCGUGCAAGAAGAGGAAAGGAUGAAACAGGAUAAUACAAAAAGUGCUCAUUUUGUUAGCACCUAUAAAGACAAGAGCAAAAGAAAGAAAAAUUAUAAGCCCAAGAAUGAAGUUGCAAGUGUUCCAGCAUAA
Messenger RNA from Lathyrus oleraceus (garden pea), 489 nucleotides. RefSeq lists its product as uncharacterized. The record is from RefSeq and is a predicted model, not a curated record. The transcript has a single exon. NCBI's taxonomy places the organism in Eukaryota, Viridiplantae, Streptophyta, Magnoliopsida, Fabales, Fabaceae. The coding region runs from base 1 to 489 and encodes 162 amino acids.